Molecule: messenger RNA, 898 nt
Organism: Cannabis sativa
Lineage: Eukaryota; Viridiplantae; Streptophyta; Magnoliopsida; Rosales; Cannabaceae
Exons: 2
Coding region: 202-735 (177 amino acids)
Molecular function (GO): nucleic acid binding; zinc ion binding
Source: RefSeq, a predicted model, not a curated record
CUGACUCUAGUACAGCUGCCGAGAGAACUCAUCAUGCACAAUGGGAAAAGUCAAGUCGUCUUAGUCUUCUUACUAUGAAAAGAUCCAUUCCUGAACAUCUAUUGAGUGGUUUGCCAGACACUACAAAUGCCAAAGAGUUUUUCAAUGCUGUAGAAAAAUUAUACGACCUUUAAAAGUGAAAACGCUGAAGCUGGACAUCUUAUGGAUGAAAUGACAACCAUUAAGUAUGAUGAAUUAAAAGGAGUGCGAGAUUUUAUUCUGAAAUUGGUGAAUGUUCAGUCCAAGUUAAAAGAUCAUAAUAUUCCUCUUCCUGACUCGUUCAUUAUUCAUCGAGCUCUUCAUGCUCUUCCUGCCUCUUUCAGCCUUAUCAAGAUAGCCUACAACACUUACAAUCAAACAUGGACUAUCAGCGACCUAAUUUCUCAGUGUGUAGCUGAAGAAAGCAAGCUUAAAAGGGAGAAGAAUGAAUCUGCUAACUAUGUUUCUCACCUCAAGCCCAACAAAGGAAAAGGAAAAUUCAAGAAUAAAAAUGAUGGUGCUACAAAACAGAAUGGUAAUGGUAAGGAGCAUAAGAAUAAACAGAAGAAUAACAAUGGAAAGUCCAAAUACUCUAAUGUGAAGUGUUACUUUUGUGAAAAAUUGGGGCAUCGGAGAACGGACUGUCACAAAUUUAAGACUUGGUUAGAAAAGAAGCAAGCACAAUCAGGGGCUAAGGGAUCUCAGGAAGCCAAGUGAGAGGGAGUCCAAGCUUAAAGUGGGCAAUGAUGUUGGAGUUGACGUUAUCUAUGUUGGAACAUUUAUUCUUGAAUUACAGUCUCGUGAUAAGAUUAUUCUGAACAAUACUUUUUAUGUUCCUACUUUUAAAAGGAAUUUAGUUUCGCUUCCGCUUUUGGUUAAA